AUUUCAUAAGCAAGUCAAAACGGGCGUGCACUUGCUUCGUGUUCUACUUUUUAAAAAUAGGUCUCCUUCGCAGACGACAAAAUCGCCUGGCUACAUGUAUCCAGAUGUCAACAUUCCAAUACGAUAGCCUCGUUAUCGUCGAUAGAGCCAUCUAAACAACACGCCUGUGUGUUACAGCUCCCUAGAACAGCUGAUAUACCACAACACACUGUCACGAGCACAUGACGUCCUGUCGUGACCUAGAUUUGACACCCCGAUUUGACGACUGUGACACACGUACAGCUGAUUACGUACCGUGUAAAUCAGGAAAACCGCACAGGAUGUAAACCGUCGUCAGGACUUUCAUUCAUUAACCUGGAAUCAUGACGCUCAUCAGAAGGAUUGCUUCUCGGCUGGUCAGGAAAAAGAUCCUGUCCGAUGCCGAUAUUGAAGAGUCGAGUCUAAACAGAUGUCUGACGACAGUAGACUUGAUAGGAUUAGGUAUUGGAAGCACCCUGGGAGCUGGGCUGUAUGUGGUAGCUGGUCAAGUUGCCCUGGAGACAGCUGGCCCAGCUGUGACAAUCUCGUUCUUGGUGGCAGCUGUGGCCUCGGCUCUAGCUGGAAUGUGCUAUGCUGAGUUUGCUGCACGUAUACCCAGAGCAGGGUCUGCAUACGUCUACAGCUAUGUGACUGUCGGUGAAUUUAUGGCUUUCAUCAUUGGUUGGAAUCUGGUUCUGGAAUACGUAAUAGGCACUGCCAGUGUAGCAAGAGGCUGGAGUGGUUAUUUCGAUUCCCUGAUAGACAAAAAAAUCUCCAAAUUCUUCAACAGUACUAUGCCAAUGCACAUUGAUGAAUUAUCUGAAUAUCCAGAUUUCUUUGCUCUGGGCAUCACUCUUUUGGUUACUGUUUUGUUGACAUUUGGAGUGAAAGAAUCUGCCAUGAUAAACAACAUUUUCACAUGUGUCAAUCUGCUUGUUGUUGUGUAUGUCACUAUCUGUGGCUUUUUUAAGUUUGAUUGGAAAAACUGGAAUUUAAGUGAAUCUGAAGUGCCAAAAACUGCAGGGACUGGUGGAUUUAUGCCUUUUGGGUUCUCUGGUAUGAUGGCUGGAGCUGCAACAUGUUUUUAUGCCUUUGUUGGCUUUGACUGUGUGGCCACAACAGGUGAGGAAAGUAAGAACCCUCAGCGUGCCAUCCCUAUUGGGAUUAUUGUGUCUCUCCUUAUCAUCUUCCUGUCAUACUUCAGUGUGUCAGCCAUUCUUACACUCAUGUGUCCCUAUUUCCUGCUGGACAAGGAUGCUGCACUUCCUGCAGUCUUUGAUAGAGUUGGGUGGGGAGUGGCCAGGUACAUCAUAACAGUAGGAGCUGUUUGUGGAUUAUCUACCAGUCUUUUGGGUGGCAUGUUCCCUUUACCCAGGGUCCUCUAUGCAAUGGCAGGGGAUGGUGUCAUUUUUAAAUUUAUGGGUAAAGUUUCAUCAAGAUUUAAAACACCUGUCAUUGGUACCGCCAUCUCAGGAGUUUUUGCAGGACUAAUGGCUAUGUUGUUCAACUUAAAAGAACUUGUUGAUAUGAUGUCUAUAGGAACAUUGUUGGCCUACACCCUCGUUGGGAUAUCUGUACUUAUUUUAAGGUAUGAAGCAGAUGUUAACCUUCAAGGAAGUAUGAGUGUGACAAAGAUGGAUGAAGCAGAGCGCUUGUCUAUUGUGAGAACUGAGUUUUCUGUCAAGCAGCUGUUGGUACCCAGAACUUCAUCACCAACUAAACUUACAUCUCUUAUAGUUAAAAGCACAGUAGCAUUGUUUUGUUUGUUCAUAACAGCUUUCUCAGCUUUCGUUAUUUAUGCUGCUGAUUAUCUAGAGCAGAAAGAGCCUUGGGCAAUCGCCAUGACAACACUGUUAACUUUACUGCCUGUGUGUUGUUUAGUAGUUAUUCAGAGACAGCCUCAAAGCACAGCCAGUCUUGCCUUUAAGGUUCCAUUUGUUCCUUAUAUACCAGCUAUUAGUGCUUUAGUCAAUAUUUAUCUUAUGCUCAAAUUAUCUGCCAUGACAUGGGUACGAUUUGGUGUUUGGAUGUUGAUAGGCUUCACCAUAUACUUCACCUGUUUGAUUUUGUAUGAGUCAUCAGAGAAGAGAUUGUCGACUGCCUCAUCUGUACUGUCAACUAAUUCAAAGGAUCCCCUGACUAAUAACAUAUCCCAAUCCAAUGAGGAUAUAAAUUUAAUUGAUCAUGAAAACCAUAAUAAACACAAAUAUACGUCUUAAAAUUCAGCAUUCCUUUUUUUCUAUUGUGUACAGUAUUCAAAUAUGUAUUUUAAAUUGCAUAUUAUUUUUGUGACCUAAUCUAAGAAAAUGAGAUAGAUAAAAAAAA
This is a messenger RNA of Physella acuta, 2343 nucleotides long. Its product is annotated as cationic amino acid transporter 2. Gene Ontology annotation, molecular function: L-ornithine transmembrane transporter activity; L-arginine transmembrane transporter activity; L-lysine transmembrane transporter activity. The record is from RefSeq and is a predicted model, not a curated record. Gene Ontology annotation, cellular component: plasma membrane. Gene Ontology annotation, biological process: L-arginine import across plasma membrane; L-ornithine transmembrane transport. NCBI's taxonomy places the organism in Eukaryota, Metazoa, Mollusca, Gastropoda, Physidae.